This is a messenger RNA of Pelmatolapia mariae (spotted tilapia), 1450 nucleotides long. It is a transcript of the gene cdkl1, whose product is annotated as cyclin dependent kinase like 1 (CDC2 related kinase). The transcript has 10 exons. Gene Ontology annotation, cellular component: nucleus. The record is from RefSeq and is a predicted model, not a curated record. NCBI's taxonomy places the organism in Eukaryota, Metazoa, Chordata, Actinopteri, Cichliformes, Cichlidae. Gene Ontology annotation, biological process: protein phosphorylation. The coding region runs from base 134 to 1192 and encodes 352 amino acids. Gene Ontology annotation, molecular function: ATP binding; protein serine/threonine kinase activity.
GUUGUUCUGUGAUCGUCUACCUCGCAGGCUGAUGUUGUUUGGAGGAAGAAGAGGGUCCUCCUGAAUUUGGAUUUCCUCCUAAAGAAACAUCUGCGAGCAUUUUACGGACAAGGAGCACUGCUUCCUCCUCAGUAUGGAGAAGUACGAGAAGAUUGGGAAGAUUGGAGAGGGCUCGUACGGAGUCGUCUUCAAGUGCAGAAACAAAGACACGGGCCAGAUCGUUGCCAUCAAGAAGUUUGUCGAGUCAGAGGAUAAUCCCAUCAUUAAAAAAAUUGCACUGAGGGAGAUCAGGAUGCUCAAGCAACUGAAACACUCCAACCUGGUGAAUCUGAUCGAAGUGUUUCGACGCAAACGGAAGCUUCACCUGGUCUUCGAGUACUGCGAUCACACCGUCCUCAACGAGCUGGACCGCCAUCCCAGAGGCGUCCCAGAGCAUCUUGUUAAAAGUAUAACCUGGCAGACGCUUCAGGCCGUCAACUUCUGCCACAAACAGAAUUGCAUCCACAGAGACGUCAAGCCGGAAAAUAUUCUCAUCACCAAGCAUCAAGUCAUCAAACUCUGCGACUUUGGCUUUGCCAGGAUACUCACUGGUCCGUGUGACUACUACACCGACUACGUCGCGACCCGCUGGUAUCGCGCCCCCGAACUGCUGGUGGGAGACACUCAGUACGGCCCCCCGGUGGACGUGUGGGCAGUCGGUUGCCUGUUUGCUGAGCUCCUGUCGGGGACGGCUCUGUGGCCCGGGAAGUCGGACAUGGACCAGCUGUACCUGAUCAUAAAGACCCUCGGAGAUCUGAUUCCUCGACACCAGCAGGUCUUCAGCAACAACCAGUUCUUCUGUGGAGUAUCCAUUCCAGAGCCACAACAGAUGGAAUCUUUGGAGCAAAAGUAUCCAAACCUCUCACAUCAAACUCUGAGCCUGAUGAAGGGCUGUCUGCGGAUGGACCCGUCUGAGCGGCUGACCUGUGAGCAGCUCCUCCAGCAUCCGUACUUCGACAGCUUGAGAGAAAGAAACGAGAGCACAUCUCGACAGCAGGACCGCUCCGGCAACAAAAGGACACGUUUACCUCGCAGACACGUUCCCCCCGGGUAUUUGCCACAGUUGACCAGCAGCGGCUUCUUUCCAGCUCUGGACAAUAAGAGGUACUACAACAACCUGCGCAAAUUCAACUAUCACCUACCGAACAUCUAAUCCCGCCCCCUGAUCCGAGUCCAGCCGCCACCAAGAGCUCAGUAACGUGACGCAUACUCCAGUAGCACUUUUUAAACACAUUUAAUGAAGCUCCAACCACUUUUUAUGAGGUGUAUCACAUGAGGUGUCUCUAGUAUUUCUCUCGUUGAUGUCAGUCUAUGCACUAUUCCCAGCAGGUCAUGUUGGUUUAUGUAUGUCGCCGUCGUUUCAGGCUGAUUUUGUAUAAAGACAAGAAGCAGUGAGCUGCUCCGCUCGUAG